AUGACGAAUUCGCCCGAGGCGCAGGUUCCCCAUCCCAUGGCCAGGGAUGAACAGGGUCAGCUAAAGCCAGAAGACGAUAGUAUUUUGGAGGGUGCUGUAUGGAGUGAGAUUGAAUAUCUUACCAUGGAUCCAAAGCAUCAGCAUGAAAAACCUUACGAGCUCAGGUUCCAGGCUGGGGGUGCGAUUCCAGAGACAAACAUGGUGGACGAACCCAAAAAGGUGUUGAUUCGCAACUUCCGACCGCUCGAGAAUGCUCAGAAUUUGGAAGAGUACGGCUUUUCAGCUUCAAAAAUUGAAUGCAGCUUGCCAUCGGCUGAAUUUGAUGACAAGAAAAAAGUGGGCAAAAUCUACUAUCCUGCCAUCAAACGAAUGCUGUGGCACAAGUUUCCCGAGGCAACACAGAUCCGAAUCCUGGAGCAUAGUCUCCGCAAGAGAGACCCAGAAUUCCCUGCCACCAACAAGCCGUUCUUCAAAAACGUUCAGCCUUCCACCAUUGCGCACAUGGACUAUUCGAUAUAUUCGGCUGCGCGAACUGCACAAGGAGCGUUCAAUAUGGCUCCAGGCCAAUACCAGCGUUUGAUCACCGUCAACGUUUGGAAAUCACUCCAAGGGCCGGGCAAUGACUGGCCACUGGCCCUUUGUGACUGGCGUACCUUGGACCGACCGUCGGAAAGCGUGGUGGUCGAUGUCGUGUAUAGCCAGGAUUUCACCGAGAAUGAAAGCGUUUACUACAGUCCGAGACACAAGUGGUAUUACUUUAAGGACUUGCGAGAAGACGAGGUCAUUGUAUUUCAACAGACCGAUUCUUCUUUGCCGAGCGGCGGAGGUGUGGCACACGCAAGCUUUCACAACCCAGACACCGACGAAAACGCAGCACCAAGAAGCAGUAUCGAGCUAAGGGCCUUCAUAUUCUACGUGUGA
This is a messenger RNA of Fonsecaea erecta, 921 nucleotides long. RefSeq lists its product as hypothetical. NCBI's taxonomy places the organism in Eukaryota, Fungi, Ascomycota, Eurotiomycetes, Chaetothyriales, Herpotrichiellaceae. Gene Ontology annotation, molecular function: oxidoreductase activity. The transcript is spliced from 5 exons. Bases 1 to 921 code for a protein of 306 amino acids. The record is from RefSeq and is a predicted model, not a curated record.